AUGAAGCCAAAUCCGUCGCAACUUGGCCACCCUGAAGACCUCCUUGAGGCGCCUGCAACUGAACCCGGCCAACUGGGAAGACCUGGUCCGAGACGGACUGACCUGGAAGAGGACACUGAAGACUGGCGCAUCACUCUUCGAAACCAAUCGCAUCAACGCCGAGAAGCCCAACCCGAGACAGGCAAAUCUCAAAUGCCGCCGCGCCGCCUCACAACAUCAACGCCCAAUCGCUAUCAACGUGUCCACGAUGUCAACGGACAUUCCGGGCGCCAAAUAGACUUAUUGGAAACCUCUAGACUAACUGCAGCACCCCGACUGCGGCAACCGUCGUCUCUUCGUCCACCUCUUCCUCGCCUCCCACGCUGUCAACUAACGUUGACCGCCCUCCCGAACCACCGUUACGAUCCUUCUCCUCCUUCUCUACCGUCUCAACGCCUGCCAUAGUGGCGUCUGCCAUGCCCAUCAACAAUACACACAAUCCCGUCACACCAACAAACACCAACACCAUCACCUUCAACACCCGUAAUGAGCACCUGGUCUAUACCUGUUCUUAUUGCGAUCACACCUUCAACCUACACAUUGGCCUGGUCGGUCACUUGCGAACCUACCGCACAGAGACUGGCAAACCAGCAUCCGAAACACCACCUACACUCGUCGCAUUCGCCUCCACUGUCCACACUACCCUGACACAUUCACUCACUGAAUGGGCCUAUUCGGCUAAAUGCGUAUUCAUAAGAGCGGAAUUGACCGCGGCCCCGUCACAUCCACCCCACCUCCCGUGCCUAGCCCGGCCCACACCGCCACCCAGCGCGCCCACCGCCACCAGCUCCAUCACAUCCAGUGCAUCAUGA
This is a messenger RNA of Spirometra erinaceieuropaei, 851 nucleotides long. The record is from the annotation of a GenBank genome assembly. Lineage: Eukaryota; Metazoa; Platyhelminthes; Cestoda; Diphyllobothriidea; Diphyllobothriidae.